AAUUCAAAGAAGACAAUUGUCGAAGGAAGACGUAUAGGUGUCAGCAAAGCACGUGAGAAUCCUACGUGUGUUGAGAUUGGGGAUUGCUGCAGCCAUCUCGUACUGCCUUUUGCUAUUGAGAUUUAUAAAGCUUAUCCUCGUGAUUUCAUUCAAAGAGGGAGGGUGCGGGUUCUGCUGAAGAAGGAGGAUGGAACUCUGUCUAAUCCAGCUAUUACUUCCAGAAAACAACUGAUGCUUCGUAUAGCCGAACUUGUUCCUAGACAUCCUGGGAGGACAAAGAAGCAGGAGCCUGCAUCAUCAUCAACUGCAGGACCUUCAAAAGGCAAGGGUGGUAGAAGGAAGAAAUAG
Molecule: messenger RNA, 348 nt
Organism: Benincasa hispida (wax gourd)
Lineage: Eukaryota; Viridiplantae; Streptophyta; Magnoliopsida; Cucurbitales; Cucurbitaceae
Source: RefSeq, a predicted model, not a curated record